Molecule: messenger RNA, 381 nt
Organism: Dovyalis caffra
Lineage: Eukaryota; Viridiplantae; Streptophyta; Magnoliopsida; Malpighiales; Salicaceae
Source: the annotation of a GenBank genome assembly
AUGACUGUACAACACAUCGUCCAAAGUAGAGGAGUCGUCUUCUCCUACCAUAAGCAAAAGACGACGGCAGGGACAGCAACAACCGAGCAACACAGACAACACAUUAAGUGUUUGAAGGAGAAAAAAGUAGAGGAGGAAGAGUGGUCGACCAUGCCAAAACAGAGUGGUUUGAAAGAGAAAAAGGAGAAAGAAAAGCGGUCGACUGCUCUUCCUUUUCUGCCUUUUUUCAUUCAAAUGGUUGAGGAGAAGGAUGAAAUGCCGUUGAGGUAUGCUUAUGAAAGGGCAUUUCAAAGAUCAGCUGGUGAUAAUUUUGUGUUUAGUUUGCCAAAAAAGUUCCCUGAUAUUACUGAUCCUUCUUCUUCUUCUGAGGCUCAAUUGUAG